AUGAAGCGCAAGAGAGGCGCCCUCGAAAAGGUCGACGUCGACUUGCCGAACCUCCAACACAAGAUCAAAACCGACCCAACCUCCUACCAGGACGAAUUCAUCAACCAAUACUCGCAAUACCAGUCCCUCCACGAGCUCUUCCUCCAGUCGCCCACCACCACCGAUGACAGCGGUAUAAUCCGGCUGCGCGAUCUGAUCGACUUUGUCAGCCAUGUCGCCGACUGCUACCCGCGCAUCACUGGCGCAUUCCCAAGCGAUCUGAUCGGGUUGCUGGAGAAGCAUCAUGCUACGCUGGAAGCUGAGUUGCGAGACAAGAUUGUGGGCAGUCUGGUGCUGUUGCGGAAGAAAGAGCUUAUAGACUCGACGAAGCUGUUGAAUGUGCUAUGGCCGCUUCUUAUAUCCACGCCUUCGAAAAGCCUGCGUGCGCUGCUGUUCCAGAAGAUUUUGUCGGACUUGAGGAAUUCGAAUGCGAAGACUACGAACCACAAGUUGAACCGCAUGAUGCAGACGACGUGCUACAACCUGAUCGUUUCGAAUCCGACGAGCUCGAAGGGGUUAUGGUCGGUCAAGGUGACGAGAGAAAUGUGGAAGAGACAGAUCUGGACGGACGCGAAGGCUGUGAGCAUUAUGGAAGCUGCUGCGUUGAGUAAAGAUGCGAAGGUGGUGACAUCUGGGGUACGGUUCUUCUUAGGUGGCGACCAAGAGCGGGAAGAGGCGGCGGAAGAGGACAGCGAUGAUGAAGGGGAUGUCGACAUGAGCAAACUACGACAUCAGGCGGGUAUCAACAAGAAGACUGGCAAGCGGGACAAAGAGUUGAAGGCGGCGGCAGCUAGGGUUAAGCGGAAAGAGAGGAAGAAGAACGCACCGCACCCGCUCAACUUCUCCGCGCUACACCUGCUGCACGACCCGCAAGGUUUCGCCGAGAAGCUCUUUCAGCAGCACCUACAACCCUCGCAGCCACAGGUUCGGCUGAAUCUGGAGCAGAAGCUCAUUGUGUUACAGCUCGUGAGCAGGCUGGUCGGUCUCCACAAGCUUACGCUGAUACCACUCUACUCCUACUUCAUCAAGUACCUCACUCCACGACAGCCGUCUGUCACCUCUUUUCUGGCUUCUCUGGCUCAAGCGACACACAGUCUGGUCCCGCCGGACGUGCUAGAGCCGUUGGUACAGAAGAUCGCAAACGAGUUCGUCAGCGAGGCGGCUGCAGCAGAAGUAGCCAGCGCUGGUCUGAAUGGUAUACGGGAGAUCUGUGUGCGCCAGCCGUUGACGAUGAACGAGACUCUUCUGCAAGAUCUCGUCCAAUAUCGCAAAUCGAAGGACAAAGGCGUCCAGAUGGCUGCUCGAGGUCUGAUGUCGCUGUAUCGAGAAGUGGGCGCUGAGAUGUUGAAGCGGCGUGAUCGUGGGAGAGAUGCUGCACUCAAGCUUCGAGCUGGUACUGGGCAGGGGACGAGAUUUGGUGAGGUUCAGAGUGGGGAGAUUGAAGGCCUGGAGUUGCUGGAAAAGUGGAAGGAGGAGCAGGGUCUUGACGAAGAAGAAGACGAGGCUAAGGGAUGGGAGAACUGGGAUGCACAGAGCGACAGUGAUGAUAGUGAAGGUGGCUGGAUCAAUGUCGAGAGUGAUGGAGAGGACAUCGAUGUUUCUGACUCCGAGGACGAGAAGCCGAAGAAGGCUGCCAAAGAAACGCCAGCCGAAAAGGCCAAGGAUUCAGACAAGGAGAACGCUGAAGCUGGAAAUAAGGACGAAACUCCAGACGCAUCCCGCAACACCGCCUCCCUGGAACCCCAAGAAGCCGUCCGCCGCGAAGAAGCCCGCAUGUCCAAUCUCGCCACCACCCGCAUCCUCACCCCCGCCGACCUCGCCAAACUCCACGAGCUCCGCACCUCCGCCGCCAUCACCUCCUCCAUGCCCUCCGCCAAACGCCGCCGCCUGCAACAACAACAGCAACAAAACUCCGCCCGCCACGCCGACGACGCCCUCACCUCCGCCGACAUCGAAGGCCUGGCCUCUCUAUCCAACAAACAGACCAAAGAAGAGAAGAUUCGAAUGGCGAAAGGUGAUCCUGACGAGAAGAACGAUCAUCGGUCGACGACGGCACGGAGGAAGGAGAAGAAGGAGGCCGAGGGGAAGAGUACGACGAAUAAGGAGAAGGCGCGGAAGAAGAAUUUCAUGAUGACGUUGGGCAAGGCGAAGAAGAAGGGGAAGAGGAGUUUGAUGGAGCACAGGAAGAUUUUGAAAGCGCAUGUGGAUCGGGGGAAGAAGGGCGGGAGGAGGGGGAAUAGGUGA
Molecule: messenger RNA, 2283 nt
Organism: Saxophila tyrrhenica
Lineage: Eukaryota; Fungi; Ascomycota; Dothideomycetes; Mycosphaerellales; Extremaceae
Gene: SDA1
Product: Severe Depolymerization of Actin
Exons: 1
Coding region: 1-2283 (760 amino acids)
Biological process (GO): ribosomal large subunit biogenesis; ribosomal large subunit export from nucleus
Cellular component (GO): nucleolus
Source: RefSeq, a predicted model, not a curated record